AUGAAGCCACUCGUGGAGAGAAGGCUGCAACAGCUAGUUUCGGCUGGUAUUAUUGAACCAGUCACAAAUUCAAUGGACUCAUCAUUCUGUUCAUCCAUGUUGGUCAUUCCGAAAGGAAAGGAGGAUUUCAGGCUUGUGAUAGAUCUUCGUGGACCCAACCAGUACAUCGUUAGAACUCCCUUUCCUAUGCCAACCUUAGAGAAAAUACUAGCAGAGUUAAACGGUGCAAAAUGGUUUUCGACGAUUGAUUUGUCGAAUGCGUUCUUCCAUGUCGAAUUACAUGAGAAUAGUCGACAUCUGACUAAUUUUUUCACCGAAGUAGGAAUGUUCCGCUGCGUUAGAUUGCCUUUCGGCCUAUGCAAUGCGCCAGAUAUUUUCCAAGAGGUGCUACAGAGGAAAAUAUUGGGAGAUAUUAAGAGUGUCCGAAACUAUCUCGAUGAUAUUAUUGUAUAUGGCGAGACCAAAGACGAACACGAUGCCAACUUGGCAGUAGUGAUGGACCGCCUAAAAGAACAUGGAGUCAAAAUCAAUCCAUCUAAGUGCGUGUUUGGUAGCUCAUCGGUAAAAUUUUUAGGCUUCACAGUAGCAGCCGACGGAUGGAAAAUAGAAGAUGAUAAACUGAAUGCAAUUAAAAAUUUUCGUCAACCAUCUUAUUGCUCUGAGGUGAAAAGUUUUUUGGGGUUGGUAACCUUCAUAGACCGUUUUUUGAUGAAUCGAGCUUCUAGGACAAAGUUCCUUCGUGCGUUAGCCAGUUCCGAAAAUUUUUACUGGACAGAAAAUGAGGAGGCCGAGUUCAGGGACCUACAGAAUAACGCUAUCAAUUCGAUUAGAACCCUGGGUUAUUACAGCCCGAAAGACAAAACAGAACUGUUCGUUGAUGCUUCAGCAACAGGUUUGGGAGCAAUCCUUGUGCAGUUCAAUGCCCAAGAGAUACCAAGAAUAAUAGCGUGUGCAUCGAAAGCGCUAACCGCAUCAGAGCAGAGGUAUCCGCAAACUCAUAGAGAAGCCCUGGCAGUCGUUUGGGGUGUUGAGCGGUUUACCUUUUAUUUGAUGAGUAGAUUUUUCACUAUCGGAACGGAUGCUGCAGCAAACGAGUUCAUAUUCGGCUCAGGUCAUCAUAUAGGAAAACGCGCGGUCUCUCGCGCCGAAGCAUGGGCGCUUCGUCUGCAGCCAUACGACUUUGUAGUGAGAAGAGUUACAGGAACAGAAAAUGUAGCUGACUCUCUUUCAAGAAUAAUUAAAUGUUCGCAUAACGAUGAACCUUUCGAGGAAGAGAACAGUAACCAUUUACUAUUCACUCUUGAUGCAGGCUGCAUGGAUUUGACCUUAAGCGAAAUUGAAACUCAUGCAGAACAAGAUGAAGAGAUACAACAAAUUUGUGAGGCAUUGGAUUGCGAUGUUUGGCUCCCAAGCUUAAGUAAAUACGAAUGUCAGAAAAAGAGUCUUCAUAAACUUGGAUCGAUGGUGUUUAAAGAUGACAAGAUCGUCUUACCCAAAUCGCUACGUAAGAAAGCAUUACUUUCUGCUCACGGAGGACAUGUGGGUGAAGUUUCAAUGAAAAGAAUCAUGCGAGAAUUUUUUUGGUGGCCUCGCAUUUCUAAAGAUGCUGAACUGUUUGUAAAGAACUGUCGUACCUGCACAAUGCUAUCAAGAAAAAAUCCACCUGUUCCGCUGUGUUCGCGGGAACUGCCGGAGAAACCAUGGGAAAUCCUACAGAUAGACUUCCUAUGCGUUCCAGGAUUCGGCUCGGGAGAAUUUUUAAUAGUAGUAGAUACGUACUCCCGCUUUCUUUCAGUCACCGAAAUCAGACAAACAGAUGCAGUCAGUACAAACGCGAUUUUGUGCGACAUUUUCAAACUCUGGGGCUGCCCUAGAAUAAUUCAGAGUGACAACGGACCGCCUUUCCAAAGUGCUAGUUUCUCUGAGUUUUGGGAGGACAAAGGCGUUCGGGUGCGAAAAUCCAUACCAUUUAGUCCGCAGUCAAAUGGGGCAGUGGAACGUCAAAACCAGGGAAUCAUAAAAGCCCUGGCCGCUUCUAAAAUAGAUGGAGUGAACUGGCGAAUGGCACUACAGCAGGUGGAAAUUUCGAGGAACGUUUCCCAGCCUCUGGACAUUCGAGUGGGAGACAGUGUACUAUUAUACACAAACCCAAAAACUAAGACAGAUCCAAUGUUUUCGGCUGAGCGUUUCACGGUGGUGGCGAGGCACGGGGCCAAGGUUGUCGUUAUGAGUAGAAACGGAAUCCAAUAUUCGCGCAACGUCCAAGACGUCAAAAGAGCACCCUUUGAAGAAGAAAGAGAAACUACGGUCAACCUUGAUAGUCACGAUAUUACGGAAGAGCUACAUUGCGAAAUUGAUAUCGGAGAAAACCAGGCUCCCUUACCGCAAAUAUUAGAGCAGCCCAUUCGAGACAACGAUUAUAAUUGUAUUGAACGAACAUUACGUCGUCGAGAAGGCAUUCGAAAGCCAGCACGGUACGACGAUGAGUAUGUUUAUGGUGUUUUAAAGUAA
Messenger RNA from Wyeomyia smithii (pitcher-plant mosquito), 2511 nucleotides. RefSeq lists its product as uncharacterized. NCBI's taxonomy places the organism in Eukaryota, Metazoa, Arthropoda, Insecta, Diptera, Culicidae. Gene Ontology annotation, biological process: DNA integration. The coding region runs from base 1 to 2511 and encodes 836 amino acids. The transcript has 2 exons. Gene Ontology annotation, molecular function: nucleic acid binding. The record is from RefSeq and is a predicted model, not a curated record.